ACAAAAAAGAGGAGAGAAAAGAUGGGGAUUAAAGCAGUGAUAGUUCUUUUUCUUGUCUUCUCUUUCUGUUUUGAUCUGACGAAAGCUAUCCCCAACAUUCCUAUGCAGACCCAACAUGGAACCACAAUGAAGGUGGAAGAAGGGUUAGAACUUGGAGCUCAUUUCGGAGGCAAAGUUUUGGCACUCGAAGUGACAACCGAAUUUGACAGCAAAUUUGGAGGCGAUCGCCGCAUUCUAAAACGAGUUAUAAGACGCAGAUCGCGGCUUUCAAAUGGUGCGGCUGCCCCCGAUUCGCAGCACAACAGAGCCGGCCCGAGUCGCCACGGCUCAUUCAAAUGGGCCAUCUUCGGAAUCCUUUCCAUGUGGGUUUUCUUGGUCUAGAAUUUGCAAUGGGACCUCGUGCUGUAUAACUCACAGACAAUGGAAACUCUGUUGUUCGUACUUACAUAGGAUUAUUGGCACUUCAUGGAUUGGUUAGAGGGUGCUGGUGUGUGAUGAACCGUAGGUUCUUAGACAGUGAUCUGUUUAGGGGGAUCCAUUCUUUGAUAUUUAGUGUUCAAUCUAAUGUUGCGACGGUGAUGCCGCAAAUAGCCCUACUAUUUUUUAUUACCAUUUUUUUA
Messenger RNA from Amborella trichopoda, 620 nucleotides. NCBI's taxonomy places the organism in Eukaryota, Viridiplantae, Streptophyta, Magnoliopsida, Amborellales, Amborellaceae. The record is from RefSeq and is a predicted model, not a curated record.